AUGAGCAAGCCAUUCAGCCCUAAGCCAACCAAGUUCGCCCUGGACGGCCGCGAAACCGACCUCCUCCACUACAUCUACAAACAAGACCUGCAAACCCUAACCAACAACCCACGCGCCCUCCUAUCGCAAAUAGACACCUACAGCACAACCACCAACCCACUAAUGAACAUCGGCGCAACAAAAGGCGCCUUCAUCGAAAGCCUCAUAAAAACUCACAAACCACGCCUAAUGAUCGAACUAGGCGGGUACAUCGGCUACUCAGCGAUCUUAUUCGGCGCCGCAAUGCGCAACCACGGGGGCAAGUAUAUAAGUCUAGAAAUGAACCCGGAGAUGGCAGCCGUGGCGAACCAGCUUAUUUCCCUGGCUGGGUUGGGGGAUACGGUUUCUGUGAUUGUUGGUACUGCGGCCGAGUCGUUGCGAGGACUUGUUGCCCGGGGUGGCCUUGGGCGAGGGGGAGUGAUUCCGAUGGUGUUCUUGGAUCAUUGGCAGGAUGUAUAUUUGCCUGAUUUGAAGUUGUUGGAGGGGCUUGGUGCUGUGGAUAUUGGGUCUGUUGUUAUUGCUGAUAAUGUUAUUUUCCCUGGUGCGCCGGAGUAUUUGGAGUGGGUUCAGGCUAGUUGUGAUGUUAAGAAGGGGUUGAAGGGGGAGGGAGAGGAGGGAGAUGCUGGGUUGGUUUAUGUGACUGAGGUGACGGAGUUUGAGACUCAGUUUGGGAAGGAUGGGGUUGCUGUUACGAAGGUUGUUGGGAAGGAGGAUGCCUAG
Penicillium canescens is the source of this 759-nucleotide messenger RNA. Its product is annotated as O-methyltransferase. The record is from RefSeq and is a predicted model, not a curated record. Lineage: Eukaryota; Fungi; Ascomycota; Eurotiomycetes; Eurotiales; Aspergillaceae. The coding region runs from base 1 to 759 and encodes 252 amino acids. Gene Ontology annotation, molecular function: O-methyltransferase activity. The transcript has 2 exons.